AUGAGGUCUACCUACAAAAUAGUGUUUCUGGGGAGCUCUAAUGUCGGAAAAACCACCCUAAUGUCCCAGUACCUGCAUCAAGAGGUGCAAAGGUCAUAUGGACCCACGAUCGGACUGGACUUUGUUAGUACAACCAUUGUAGUUAGUGGACAUAGGGUUCGUCUUCAAUUGUGGGACACUGCCGGCCAAGAAAGGUUCAACUCGAUUAUACCAAACUACACUCGGAACUCUUUCCUUGCGAUUAUAGUUUUUGACAUGAAGGACAAGGCUUCCUUUGAGAGGAUAGAUCACUGGAUUAAUACGCUUACUAAGGCUAAUGACAGCCUUGAAAGUAAAGUUAGGAUUUUGGUAGUUGGUAACAAGAAGGACCUUGCUGACGAGGAGACGCGAGUGUGGUAUAAAGAGAUGGGGGCCAAAAAGGCCAAGAAGCACAGCGGAGAAUAUGUUGAAACGUGUGCUAUGAAGCAUGAGGGAAUUGAGGACCUUGUGAGGGCUGUUGACAGGCUUAUUGAGGAAGACUUAGAGAAUCCCAUGGAGGAUGAAAGUACAGUAAGGCCCGAGAGCAUAAGAUUUGUAAAGGGAAGGAGAUGCUGCUGA
Encephalitozoon hellem ATCC 50504 is the source of this 597-nucleotide messenger RNA. RefSeq names its product Rab GTPase. Lineage: Eukaryota; Fungi; Microsporidia; Unikaryonidae. Gene Ontology annotation, molecular function: GTPase activity; GTP binding. Bases 1 to 597 code for a protein of 198 amino acids. The record is from RefSeq and is a predicted model, not a curated record. The transcript has a single exon.